AUGGUUAGAUUCCAGCUGGUGGAGGCGUCGAGUGGCCGACGGCGGCGGCGGCGGCUGCGCCCGCUGGCGGCCGGUCUGCCGGCUGAGCGAUCGCAGGCUGGCUCGGUGCGGCAGUAUCGUGGCGAGUGUCGAGCUGAGCGCACUGAGACCCUAGCGACCGCCCUAGCAAGCAAAGAAAUCCACUGCACAGAUGCGACCGCCGACCACCCAGAGCAUGUGAUGCAGCCGACGACGCCGACUCAGACGCCGAUGAGUGCCGACUGGUGGUGCCGGGGGCCCCGCUCGUCGGCGCCCCGGGAGCCGGGCUGGCCCCGGCCCUGCUGCUGGUGCUGCGUGCUGCUGGCGCUGACUUUGACGUUACCCAAGUGCGUGCUUCUGUGUGGUGUGUCUGUGGUGUUUUCUCAGUUCUACAGGUUCCUAGCCAGAUUUUCCGGACGAAGACGCUGGAGGUGUUUAAAUGGGACUGACGGGUUGCAUAACCCGGUGGAGCGACGGCCCUGCCCAGAGGCCGAAAUUUCUUCGAGUAGUAAUUCUUCAUCUUCUUGUUCUUCUGUUACUUCAUCGUCGUGUAGUAGUUCAUCCUCUUCUUCUUCUUCUUCUUCAUCGAUAUCAAGAACAACAUCAGCGCACAGGAUGCGAAUUAUCCCUCUACUGACCACAACGUUUGUUCUAGUCGCGCCUUUUCUCUUCGGGGUGGCCGAUGCGUGUUCCAGCAGAGCCACGCCGAAACCGCGUUCUCCAAGUCCGACUGCGAGACCGAACGUCACAUUCCACACGUACGCGUGUCCUCCGGCCUACGCGGCCUGGUACUGCCUCAACGGGGCCACCUGCUUCACCGUGCGAAUCGGCGAGUCGCUCCUCUACAACUGCGAGUGCGCCGAUGGCUACAUGGGACAGAGGUGCGAGUUUAAGGAUCUGGACGGAUCAUACCUCCCGUCGAGACAAAAAGUGAUGCUGGAGAAGGCGAGCAUCGCCGGUGGAGCCCUGGUGGCCACCCUGCUGGUGGCCGUCGUCUUUUUCUCCUUGUUUGUUCACCGUGCCAGCCGGAGAAAAGCGUUGCGAGCCGCGAGAUACGCGACGCCCACCACCAAUGACGUCGUGGACGGACGAGCGGCGGACGUGGAGCGUCGGCCCUUCAGCCACCACCGCUUCCCAAUCUUGGACAUGAGCAGUGUUGCUCAGCACCACCCUUGUCACUCUCUGCAAGGGGUAAUACCUACAGAGGUGCACUGCACCUCACCCUCUCGGGGCGUCCCGCGCCCCCUCCAGCCGCUCCAGGUCUCGCCGCAGCUGCAGCAGGUGUCCUCGGUGGUGGUGCACCAUCAUCAGCACGGCAGCAGUCAGCACCUCCGCCACCAGUUUUUCCAUCCAGGGCCGCCGCAGCCGCCGGGAAAGACUUAAUGCCAGUGGAGUGCUAACUUAAGUUUUUUGAAGAAGAAAAAUGCUGAAUCCGACACACCACACGCACGCACGCACCAAGAAUUAAGGAAAAGAAAAGCAAUCAUCUCUAUAUAGUAAAAAAAAAACAUAUAUACUGAUUAAAUAAGUGAGAAGAAGGAAGAGGAGGCGACCGCCCAAUUGAACUCUGCCAAACGUGAAAUUCAGUCAGACAAAGAAAUACACACGAAAAAGAACGGAGCAAAUUUUCGCAAUUCACGCUGGAGGAAAUGAACGCCGUCGGCCCUCCUCGGGUCUUCCUUCCUCGAACACACACGCGCGACGAUAUGUGUCCCUCCAAUGAGACUUGUUACGAUUAAAUUAUUAUUAAUUAUUACUGAAAGUAUUAUUUAAUUGAUUAAUUAAUUGAAUUAUAGUAAAUAUACAAAAAUGAAAGCGAGAGAGAAUGAAAGAGAGAGGCCAAAACAAUUAAGAUCAUGUUCGGCGUGCACGAUCUGAUGAUAUGCAAAAAUUCUGUGUAAUUAAAAGAAGUAAAAAAAAACGCGCAGAUUUAUUUAGGAAGAUACUUGAGCGAAUAAUGACCUCAGUGACUGAUUAACCGAUAUGGGAUGUACAUAGACCUUAAUAUUAAAACAAAAACAACAGUAUAUAAAUAUCAUGUAAAUAAAUUCCUCAUCGGACUCCAACCAAACCGACCACCGGCGCCAUUCCCAAAUCCGCAACCCCUGAAAAUUGAAAAGUUAGAAGCUCAAAUUGCAGGAAAGUUGUUUUCAAUUGAUCUCGAUUGACUUGAAGAAUUUUUUGUCCAGACCAAGGGUUGUCCCUGAGUGGCGCCGGUUGCGGUUCGGGCACACCUCGAGAAUCAAAAGUGUGAAAGCAGUGCCGGCACCACUGCCGCCCGGCUUUUGGCCUCUUUUUGUGUGCCUUCUCUGGACAGUGCCAGCGCCAGCCUCGCGCGAUCCAGACUGCUCGCCAACUACAUUCCGAGACACUUCCAUAGCUCUUAAUUAAUAAAUUAAAAACUAGUUGAUUAACCGCCCCUCUGCCGAGACGCAAUCAGAGAGCUCCUGAAAGUGUGAUAUUUAAUUGAUUAAAUAAUAUUGAAACACUCUUUAAUUUUUUCUCAUUAAUCUAAAAAAAUAUUUUUUCCAUGCACAAAAAUAACUAUCAAUAUUAACGCAGCAGUUCCAUAAAUAGACAGACAGAUUCACUCACUCACUACUUCUCUUUUUUUACAUCUCAUUAUAUCGCAUACAUAUUCGAGCAGCGAAAAUUGACGAGGCUGCAGCUGGCAUUGUGGUCCUGUACUUACGUUGAUCACGCAGACACACAUAAAAAAACUCACUCACACACACGCAGUUUUAAUUGUAAAUAUUUUAUCGUAAAUUCAUGUUGCCCGAUUUGCCAUAGACGGAAAAAAAUGAAUGAAUAAUUCAAUCAAUCACUCUUGUUUCGAAACAAGAUUGAAAUUGAGUGAAAAUUUCAAAGUCUUCUUUGCCCCGUAACUUCAAGUCUUGUGGAUUUUAGUCCAAUAUUAAAAUGUUAUAUUGAAUGUUUUUUUCUAUUAGAAAAUUCUAUUUUCUAUAAAUCUCGCCCUCCCCAGUGCCAACCGAUGUUCUUUUAGAUUUUCAUUCAAUUUGAAUCUUUAAAAUGAAAUUGUGUGUUGGUUCCUUUUUUAGCAAUAUUAUAUUAUACAGUUUUCUCUUCAUUCUCCAUUAUUAAUUUAUUAAUGAUUUUGCCAAAUACGCCGCGGAAAAUCAAUCGAUCUUGCUGAUUUAUUCCGCUCCUCACUGAUGCAAAAAAUAAUAAUCAUGCGAAAUCCAACUGAUUUGCCUGCCUUUCUGUCUGAUUUUCUCGACAAAACAAAUUAAGUGCACACAGAGUUAGCAAAAGCACUUUGGAAAAAAAUAAUAAUGUUGCCUUUUCUUCACUGCAGAGAAAAAAAAUCGUGUAUUAAACAACAACUCCAGGGUAUACUUAUUGAAAAUGUCUAUAAGUGUAAAACUGGCCUCUAGAGGAUGGACUAAUUUUUUGUUUUGAUUUUUUUCUGCUCAGUGGCACACAUUUGAUUAUUUAUUCGGAAUGAGCUCAAACAAACGCCCGCUUGUGAUAGUGAUUUUGAAAGAAAGUGCCUUCUUUGCCGCGACUUUUUGUUUUACACUUUUCGUUUUGGCUGCUUGUAUAAUUGUUAAACAAACUAAUCACUCUGUAAACAACUUUUCGGCGUGCUAUAUAAUGUUAUAUACCAUUCUGUGCUUGCCUUAAUAGCAAAAACAAAUUGAAAAAAAAACAA
Neocloeon triangulifer is the source of this 3691-nucleotide messenger RNA. RefSeq lists its product as uncharacterized. NCBI's taxonomy places the organism in Eukaryota, Metazoa, Arthropoda, Insecta, Ephemeroptera, Baetidae. Bases 1 to 1401 code for a protein of 466 amino acids. The record is from RefSeq and is a predicted model, not a curated record. Gene Ontology annotation, molecular function: receptor ligand activity; epidermal growth factor receptor binding. Gene Ontology annotation, biological process: epidermal growth factor receptor signaling pathway. The transcript is spliced from 8 exons.